Molecule: messenger RNA, 4004 nt
Organism: Tilletiaria anomala UBC 951
Lineage: Eukaryota; Fungi; Basidiomycota; Exobasidiomycetes; Georgefischeriales; Tilletiariaceae
Product: putative splicing factor 3B subunit 3
Exons: 5
Coding region: 254-3907 (1217 amino acids)
Biological process (GO): mRNA splicing, via spliceosome
Cellular component (GO): nucleus; U2 snRNP
Molecular function (GO): protein binding; U2 snRNA binding
Source: RefSeq, a predicted model, not a curated record
GCCUGUUCCCUGUUGGACAGGACGACUUCAAGCGUGUAUGUUGCAUGGAGUAACAUCGGCCCCGUUCAAGCUGUACACUGCCACCUGCCGUUCACUUGCAAUGCUCUGAAGCUCCAACAUCUGGCUGUCGCUCACUUUUUAGGCCACGCGUUCAACGAAAAUCGGGGGACGUGUCCCCACAUCACGCGUCAUUGACGGCCAGCCAAGGCGCGCAGCAGAAGCAAGCACGUACGGCAGCUGCAGGUCAUCCAGGAUGCACCUCCUGUCGCUCAGCCUUUCGGCUGCCUCUGCAGUCAACGGGGCUGUAGUAGGGCAAUUUUCUGGGACACGCACGCAAGAGAUCGUGCUGGCGAAGACAACCCGGCUGCAUUUGCUGCGGCCCGACACACAGAAUGGAAAGUUCCAGACCGUCUGCGAGCAAGAGAUCUUUGGCACAAUCAGAAGUGUCGCUGCGUUCCGACUUAUCGGCGGAUCCAAAGACUAUCUCAUCGUUGGCUCGGAUUCUGGCAGGAUCGUCAUUCUGGAGCUGGACCUCAAGACCAUGCUCUUCAAGCAAGUACAUUGUGAAACAUUUGGAAGAUCCGGUUCGCGGCGUAUCGUCCCCGGACAGUAUCUUGCUGUGGAUCCAAAGGGAAGAGCGGUGCUGGUCGGCUCCGUGGAAAAGUCCAAAUUGGUCUACAUUCUGAAUCGUGAUGCAGAGGCGAACUUGACCAUCUCUAGUCCGCUCGAAGCACAUAGAAGUCAAGCUAUCAUCCAUUCCAUUGUCGGGGUGGAUGUCGGCUAUGAGAAUCCACUUUUUGCGGCCAUCGAAGUUGACUAUGAAGACGCAGAUAGAGAUCCAUCAGGAGAGGCUUUUGAAAACGCGGAAAAGCUUCUCACCUAUUACGAACUCGACCUUGGCCUCAACCACGUCGUACGGAGGUGGUCGACGCCCGUAGACCCCCGAGCAAACACCCUGCUCCAGGUGCCAGGUGGCUACAACCAAAAUUCUGAGCGGUGGGAGGGACCAAGCGGUGUGCUCGUCUGCAGCGAGGACUACAUUACAUACAAACAUCAGGGCAGCGAAGACCACAGGGUGCCAAUACCACGGCGGCAUAACCCCUUGGAGGACGAGAGCAAGCGGAGGGGCUCUAUCGUGGUCGCUAGCGUUUGCCACAGGAUGAAGAAUGCCUUCUUCUUUCUUCUUCAAAAUGAGGAUGGUGACUUAUUCAAGGUGACAAUCGACCAUCAGGACGAGACUAUCACCUCGCUUCGGAUUAAGUACUUCGACACAGUCCCCGUUGCAACAUCACUUUGCAUCCUGCGCGCCGGUUUCCUGCUCAUCGCAUCUGAGGCAGGUCCUUCCCACCUAUAUUCAUUUCAAAAGCUUGGCGAUGACGAUGACAUUCCCGAGUACGCAUCGACAGACUACCCGGCCAACGGCAUGACCGAGGUGCCGGCCGCGCCACCGACAUUCGUCCCGCGGACGCUGGACAAUCUCUACCCGACGGACGAGCUGCCUGCGCUGGAUCCCAUCGUCGAUGCCGUGGUUGCCAAUCCGCUCCAGGAAGACACACCUCAAUUCUUCCUUGCGUGCGGCAAGGGCGCGAGAAGCAGCUUCAAGAUGCUUCGAAACGGGCUGGACGUCAAUGAGGCUGUCAGCUCCGACCUUCCAGGCAUCCCGAGCAAUGUAUGGUCGACGCGGCUCAAGAAGGAUGACGAAUUCGACUCGUAUAUUGUCUUGAGCUUCGUGAAUGGAACGCUGGUCCUCAGCAUCGGAGAGCAGAUCGAAGAGGUGUCCGACAGUGGGUUCCUGACAUCCGAGCCGACUUUUGCCGUGCAGCAGCUCGGCGCGAAUGCACUCCUUCAGGUGCAUCCGCGAGGCAUCCGGCAUAUCAUGUCGGACAAGACCGUCACCGAAUGGGCCACGCCCGAGGCACCGGAUGGGUCGUUGACGAUGAUCGUGGCAACGACGACGAACGAGCGCCAGGUCGUCGUCGCGCUCGACUCGAACGAGCUCGUCUACUUUGAGCUCGACAUGGAUGGGCAGCUCAAUGAGUACCAGGAGCGGAAGAACGUUGGCUCGCGUGUGCUCACCAUGAGCAUGGCAAGCGUUCCGGAGGGACGGCAGCGCACGCCAUACCUUGCAGUAGGCUGCGAAGACCAGACUGUGCGCAUGAUCUCGCUAGAUCCAGAGUGCACAUUGGAAGGUAUUUCAAUACAGGCGCUCACCGCUUCGCCUUCCAGCAUCUGCAUCGCAGAGAUGCUCGACGUCACAAUCAACCGCAGUCAUCCGACCCUCUUUGUGAACAUUGGGCUGCAGAACGGACUUCUCCUUCGGACUGUUUUGGACUCGAUUAGCGGUCAACUGACGGACACGCGGACUCGAUUCCUGGGCUCGAGGCCCGUCAAGCUCGUUCGCGUCAGAGUCCUCGGCCAGCCUGCUGUGCUAGCGCUGUCGAGUCGCUCGUGGCUCAGCUACACAUACCAGGAUAGGAUGCAAUUCACACCCCUUAUCUUUGACGCCCUGGAUCACGCCUGGUCGUUCAAUGCCGAGCUCUGUCCGGAAGGCCUGAUCGGCAUCGCAGGGGGGACACUGCGCAUUUUUACGAUCCCGCAACUGGGCACGCGCUUAAAACAGCAAGUGGUCCCGCUUCCGUUCACGCCACGCCGCAUGGUCUGCCAUCCGGCCAACAACGGACUCUUCUACGUCGUCUCAGCAGACCAUCGCGUACUCUCACGAUGGGCGAUCGAACAGCGAGAAGCAGCGCGAGGCAACCCGUUGAAGGCAAAGGACCGCGGCGUGCUCGAUCUGCCAGCACGCGAAUUUGGCUCUGUACGGGCGGAGGCGGGUCAGUGGGGGUCCAGCAUAUCCGUAGUGGAUGCGGUCAACUCGCAGUUGGCCUUCCAGCUUGAGCUCGAGGGUAACGAGUCUGCCACAAGCGUCGCGGUCGUCGCCUUUGCCUCGGCGCCAAGCGAGCACUAUUUGGUUGUCGGUUUAGCCGUUGACGCAUAUGUCGUGCCGCGUGCAAGCAGAACCGCGUACCUGGCGACGUACAAGAUCGGGAGCGAUGGGAAAUCGCUGCAGCUGGUGCACAAGACGGAGGUCGAAGAAAUUCCGACGGUGCUCAAACCAUUCCAUGGUAGGCUGCUCGCAGGCCUAGGCAAGGUGCUCCGCAUCUAUGACCUUGGCAAGAAGAAGCUAUUGCGUAAAUGCGAAAACAAGCACUUCCCUGCCGGAAUCGUCUCUAUGGAGACGCAAGGUCUGCGUAUCGUGGUGGGAGACGUGCAAGAGUCGAUCCUGUACGCGACGUACAAACCUGCCGAGAACAGGCUCUUGAUCUUCGCGGACGACACGACAUCGCGAUGGACAACAGCAGUGAGAAUGCUUGACUAUGAGACCGUCGCGGGCGGCGACAAGUUCGGCAAUGUGUGGAUCUCGCGCAUGGACACAUCUGUGUCGAAGAGUGUGGACGAGGAUCCGACGGGGAUGACGAUCAUGCAUGAAAAGUCGUACCUGCAGGGCGCACCACAUCGGACGGAGCUCGUGGCACACUACCAUCUCGGGGACAUAGUCACCAGCCUCAGCAAGGCGAGCCUCGUGCCUGGCGCGAAAGACGUGUUGAUCUACACGUGUCUGGGCGGUACGAUUGGCGUGAUGGUCCCGUUCAUCAGCAAGGAGGACGUUGACACGGUCACAACACUUGAGAUGCACAUGCGGCAAGAGAAUCUCAGCUUGGUCGGACGCGAUCAUGUUGCGUUCCGCGGCUACUAUGCUCCUGUCAAGGGGAUCGUGGACGGAGAUUUGUGUGAGACAUUCGGACUGCUCCCACCCGCCAGACAGGCAGCGAUCGCGGAGGAGCUUGACCGUACGCCCGCAGAGAUCAACAAAAAGCUCGACUCGUUGCGAACCACAUCAGCGUUCUAAGAGGAGCAACGUCCUGUUGAGAGGCCCUGUUGCUUGUACUCUUAGCUGUAGCGUGCCAACCUAUGCGCCGUCUGGAUUUAUCUUCACCAUGCCCUUC